GGUUGUUCUCGGUGGGGGGUGGAAACUAUGUUGAUGUUGUUGUUUUCCCACUCGCUUGUCGCCGGCUAAAAUGUUGCUUCGAAAGCUGAGCACAUUUGGCGGCGCAGCCAAAACGUUUGCCAAGGUAGUGCCGACCAACCUGAAAGGUAAAAGUAAAAGUUCCCAAGAAUGGCUUACCAGACAGCUGCGCGAUCCGUACGUGGAACGGGCAAAGAUGAUGAACUACAGAUGUCGAAGUGCAUUCAAGCUGCUGGAGAUAGAUAAUAAAUAUGGGCUCGUGAAACCGGGCUACACGGUAAUCGAUUGUGGUGCAUCGCCCGGCUCCUGGACGCAGAUUGCCGUAAAGCAGUCGAACGCGGACGGAGGACUGCCAGGCAAGCCCAAGGGCAUGGUCGUGGGUGUAGAUCUGCUCCAAAUAUACCCAAUAGAGCAUGCGAUUCUUUUCGGCAAUAGUGACUUUUUGCGCAAGGAAACGCAGGACAAGAUAAGGGCCAGUCUCGGCGAACGACGGGUCGACUGUGUCCUCUCCGACAUGGCACCGAACGCGUCCGGCAUACGAGCGCUUGACCAGGAAAACAUAACGACCCUUUGCUACGCCGUGCUGCGGUUUGCGAUCCUAAUGUCCACGCCGAACGCGUCCCUGCUAAUGAAGGUGUGGGAUAACGGGGACGUGCCCAAGCUGGAGAAAAGCAUACUGGAGUACUACAAAACAGUGAAGCGAGUGAAGCCACAGGCGAGCCGGGACGAUUCGGCGGAGAAUUUCAUCCUAGCCCGUGGCUUCGUUGGUAUCGAGCGGUGAGGUCAGGUGGCAAUAAAUAGUUGUUUGCGGUUGUAUAAAAACGGACUAGUCAUUCUACAGUGAAAACAGUAAAUUCGUAAUCGUUUAAAAAAACACCAAAUUAUUUC
This is a messenger RNA of Anopheles coluzzii, 906 nucleotides long. It is a transcript of the gene Mrm2, whose product is annotated as rRNA methyltransferase 2, mitochondrial. NCBI's taxonomy places the organism in Eukaryota, Metazoa, Arthropoda, Insecta, Diptera, Culicidae. The transcript is spliced from 3 exons. Gene Ontology annotation, cellular component: mitochondrion. The record is from RefSeq and is a predicted model, not a curated record. Gene Ontology annotation, biological process: RNA methylation. Bases 71 to 799 code for a protein of 242 amino acids. Gene Ontology annotation, molecular function: rRNA (uridine-2'-O-ribose)-methyltransferase activity.